Drosophila melanogaster (fruit fly) is the source of this 2375-nucleotide messenger RNA. RefSeq names its product knotted onions (gene knon). Bases 81 to 2285 code for a protein of 734 amino acids. Lineage: Eukaryota; Metazoa; Arthropoda; Insecta; Diptera; Drosophilidae. The record is from RefSeq and is marked reviewed. Gene Ontology annotation, biological process: proton motive force-driven ATP synthesis; proton transmembrane transport. Gene Ontology annotation, cellular component: mitochondrial inner membrane; proton-transporting ATP synthase complex. The transcript has 2 exons. Gene Ontology annotation, molecular function: proton transmembrane transporter activity.
AACAGACUGGAGGCCAAUGUGAACACACCUGAACAUACACAUAUAUAAAUCCAUAAAAAUACUGCUAAAGAAUCCGAAGGAUGUGGGAAAAGCUGGUGAACUGCAUCAAGAGCAAUGGUGGCAAUGGUGGCGUCAAGAAUGUAAGCUGCCAAGUUGUCGAACUGGCGGAUCUGAUGAAACAGGUGCCGCCGAACCAGAUGCACAAGUUCAAAAUGUUUGCCAAGAAGCACGAGGAGUACAAGGACCGCGUUCGUAAGUAUCCGGAAUCGAUGCCGACAAUCGACUGGGAAUACUACCGUCAGAAUGUGAGAGAAGAGUUUGUCGAUUGGGUGAAGGGAUACGAGACCAAGUAUGAUAAAUUGCAUUCCGUAUUCGAGAAUCGACAUGCCAUAGUAGAUCACAAGCGAUACUUUGAACUCGUCGAUGAAGAAAAGAAGGUGGUGACAAAAUGUAUUAGCGAAUACAAGGCGGAGUCGGAUAAAAGAAUCCAGGAGCUAACCGAAAAGUUGGAGUUCGUGAAGGCAAUGCGACCCUAUUCCGAAAUGACCAUGGAGGAAUUUUGUUUUGCCCGUCCGCACUUGGCACCCGAUUUCAUCAACAAGCCCACUUUCUGGCCACACACUCCUGAAGAGCAAAUGCCAGGUCCAUCGGAUCCAGAGGCAGCAGCUGCUUUGCAUCACGAAGAGGAGCCCGAACCGCCAAAGAAACCAGCUCCCGAAAAGUUACCAGAUAAGCCUAGUGGAGAAGGAAAGCCUCCGGCGGCUGCGGCUCCAAAGGAGCCAAAAGAACCCGUUGUCGACACCUCUCAGUUGGCCGAAAAGGCCACUUUAAUCGCCAAAGAUUUGAUGGCCAAAGCUAUUGUUCUUUUUAAUAGUCUUAAAGAAAAGAUGUCGGGUCUGGCCAAGAAUGUUCAGAAAAAGGCAGACGCCGCCAAAGCUGCGCGUUCCGAAACUGCCAGCAAAUCCGCAACGCCUACAGCCGCACCAACCAAGUCACUGGACAGCAUUACGGAACGAGAGUCUGGACCGAACAUCUGCAACCAAACUAUAAUACGCAGCGAGGAGGCAGAGGCCAAUCCGGAGGUUAAGGCCAGGCAUACUAACCUUUCCAUUGAGGCGGAUCCUUGCGAUGCCCAGGAGGAGCGAGCCAGGGAGAUAGCUAGGACAUUGGAGCGCAAGAGACAAUUAAAAGAGGCGGAGGAAUGGGAGAAACACAAGACCAAGAAAGAUCCUUGUGACGCCGAAAAGGAAACUGAUCCUUGCAAGCUCAUGGAAGAGGAAACCGUUUGCAAGCCAGAUCCUUGCAAAGCGAAAGAGGAAGAAGCAGUCUGUAAGCCAGAUCCCUGCCAGCAGAAGGAGAAAGAAGAUGACAUUUGCAAGCCCGAUCCUUGUAAGCCGAAGGACGAAGAGGGCUCCUGUGAAGAUGAGGAGGAUCCUUGCAAGAAGAAGCCGAAAUGCGAUGGUGAUUACCAAUUCGGUGGUGACAAUGAAGGCGGUUCGACAAAAUCGAAGCAGCAGGACCAGGUCUUCAUCAACAUAUCCGAGUGCAGUAAGGAACUCGCCAAGCAGGAAGAAAAGAAAUCUGGUGAUUCGGGUAAGCCCAAGGAAAAGGCAUCACUGUCAGAAAUUCCACAAGGAUCAGAUCAAAAACCCGUGCUUGGCAUGCAGAUAACAGAAUCCAAGGACUCUAAAAAGGAUCACAAAGCUAGUAUUGAAGGCGCAAAUGAAAUUGGUCCUGUGUAUACAGAUCCCAAUCAACUUGCAGAGCUGCUAGUCCAGAAAAAGGAAAAACCAGUUAUAAUUGAAGAAGCACAGAAGCCCGAAGAUGACAAACCAAUUACCAUAUAUCCCAAGCUAGAGAUAUCAGCCAAUCCGAAGGGCGAUCAAGUCAAGCAAGAAGCUGAAGGACAAAAGUCACCCAAGGAUAUGGCCAAGCAGGUGUUCACAAUGGCCUCAGGAGCUGCUACUCUACUAACAGAAGCCACCAACACACUGGAGGACUUGAAGAGGAAGAAGGAGGCUCGUCUGGAGGCACUGGAACAGGCCUACACUUCGGCCCAAAGGCAGGCCCAAGGAGCUCUGGCCGAGGCAUCGAAGGCCGUGGAAGCCGCCAACAAUUUGGCCAUAAGAUCUGCCGAACAAACUGGCGAAGUGAGCAGCCGAGAUCGCGAGGCAUUGGAAAUGGCCGAAAAGCAUGCCAUUUUGGCCAAAAUGCUGGCCGGACGUGCAGUGGCCUUGAAGGACGAAAUCGCUCGAGUUCUCAAGGAUCUUAAGAAGAAAAAGUAAUCAGCACAAACACUAUUUCGUAAUAAUUUUCUACCAAUUUGUGUUAGUUGUUUUUCGUAUUAAAUUUUAUGUUACAUUUGUUUACCGUUC